Messenger RNA from Phasianus colchicus (ring-necked pheasant), 2707 nucleotides. It is a transcript of the gene YWHAB, whose product is annotated as tyrosine 3-monooxygenase/tryptophan 5-monooxygenase activation protein beta. NCBI's taxonomy places the organism in Eukaryota, Metazoa, Chordata, Aves, Galliformes, Phasianidae. The record is from RefSeq and is a predicted model, not a curated record.
GGGGCGUGUCCUCGGCGCCGGAAGCGGGGCCGCAGCUCCGCAGGGUGUGUGUGCGUGCGCCGAGCGGCCGCCGCGCUCCAGUCGCCUCGCCCGUCGGGAUCCAGGCUGCGGUGCGCGCCGCCCCCCCGCCAGGAUAGCCAUGGAUAAGAGUGAGUUGGUACAGAAAGCCAAACUGGCCGAGCAGGCCGAGCGUUACGAUGACAUGGCUGCUGCUAUGAAGGCUGUCACUGAGCAAGGACAUGAACUGUCCAAUGAAGAAAGGAAUCUCCUCUCAGUUGCCUACAAGAACGUGGUCGGUGCCCGCCGCUCCUCUUGGCGUGUGAUUUCCAGCAUUGAACAGAAAACAGAGAGGAAUGAGAAAAAACAGCAGAUGGGAAGAGAAUAUCGUGAGAAAAUUGAGGCUGAAUUGCAAGAUAUCUGCAAUGAUGUUCUGGAACUCCUGGAUAAAUACCUGAUUGUCAAUGCCACGCAGCCGGAAAGCAAGGUCUUCUAUUUGAAAAUGAAAGGCGAUUACUACAGAUACCUGUCAGAAGUGGCAUCUGGGGACAAUAAGCAAACAACGGUAGCAAACUCUCAGCAAGCUUACCAGGAGGCAUUUGAAAUUAGCAAGAAAGAGAUGCAGCCAACGCACCCCAUUCGACUUGGGUUGGCUCUCAAUUUCUCUGUCUUCUAUUAUGAGAUACUCAAUUCUCCUGAAAAAGCCUGUAAUCUGGCCAAGACGGCAUUUGAUGAAGCAAUAGCAGAGCUGGACACGCUGAAUGAAGAGUCUUACAAAGACAGCACUCUCAUCAUGCAGCUGCUUAGAGACAACCUCACUCUAUGGACGUCGGAAAACCAGGGAGAUGAAGGUGAUGCUGGGGAGGGAGAGAACUAAUGGCUGUCACGCUUCACUAUAUGUUCAAUGUCACCCUGUAUCCUACACAUAUAUCCCUUUGUGCGACAAGCAAAAAGAAUAGUACAUCGACUUUCACAACCUCAACGUAGCAAAAACUGUCUGUGGGGUAAAAACGGUUGGUUGGUGUUCUGUGUACUUAAAAUGGAGGUCGGUUAUUAUAAUGGCAUUCCGAAUUUUCCUAUUAUGAACAUUUACAGUUAUGAUUACCGUGUUUAUAUUUUUAACUGAACACUGUGAUUAUGGGUUUUGUGAUUGCAAUUGACUUUACAAAACUCUUAUUGGUAGAAAAAUAGACAUCAAUUAUGUAACAGCGGAAAGUAAAAUUUGGCACCGAAAUAGUCGAAGUACAAUUCUGUUGUAAAGUUGUACAGAAAGUUAUAAAGAUUCUAUUGUGACACUGGGGCAUGGAAGGAAAACAAUCCGAUGUAUGGCAUUCCAGUUAGUAACACACUGCUAUGAGUUAGUUUAACAGGCACACUCUGUAGACAUUUUUAACCAAGUCUGAGGCACCGCUUUCAGUCAAAAGCUCACUUUGUCAAUCCUAUCUUUCUGAGGACCGGGUUUGUUUUGAGGAGGAGGGUAAUGGGGGAGCUAGCAGCUUGAUUUCCAAACUCUUUACACUGGCAAAUAACUGGGAUUUGACUUCUAAAAGUGGUUUUGUGCUCAUACAACAUGCAUGACUAGGCCCCUUCCCACAGCAAUAACUUAAUUAUAUCUUCGAUAUUCUUCAGUAGUGAGAAUUCUUGGUUCACUAUCAUGGACUUGCAAUAGCAGAAGAUUCAAUUUUUUGAAUGGCCUUAUUAGUUUGGAUGAUACCAUGAAGUGAUCUGCCACUUUUGCAUUACUAUACUCUUGGGUGAAUAAAAACUCCAUGGUAUUCCCAUUUUGAAUUUAUCUCAGAAGCCUUUUAAUUACUCCACCGAGCCUUCUUUAAGUUUGCUUUAUAGAAGACUUUCUCCCAUCCUGCUCUGUUCAUCCUUGACCCUUUUACCUGUUGAAACUCCAUGGAAGCGAUUUUAGACUCCCACACACAGAUCAUCCUUUCUUUGAUUGUGGCUGAUAUCAGUAUGGCAGGUGAGAGCUGAGGCUGCCAGAGGACAGGUUUCUGUCUCAGAUGCUUGAGAGCUGUCAGUGCUGUUGCAGUCUUCAGCUCAUCUGCCUUUUUUUUUUUUUAUAAUUCCAAGAUCUGGCUCAAAUAUUCAGGAUUUCCCACGUAUUGUACUGGAAUGCAGACCUUACCCAUCUGUAACACUUGUAAUAUUUGAGCUCCCCAUGUCCUCACCUAUUAUGUUUCAAACAUGUCCCAUUGAAGAAAACCUAAUAAGAGUUGUGUGAAUAAUGCAGUGGAAAAGAUGAGGAUCGGUCACCUCUCAGCCUCGCGGUAUCAUCCCCUGCCUUCACAUUCCACUUAGGUAUAGGCUCCAUCUGUUUGUCUGUCCAUCUGUCUGCUGAAGAGAGAAUUUCAUGCACUGAUUUUAAAACUCCCCUCUACUAGCUGAACAAAUUGUGCAGUUAAUACUUGGCGCUUGAUAAAUGCAGUAGUGAAUGUGGAACCGAGCCUGUCUGUAUAUCUGGUAGCUCUUUUCGCUUUGUUUUUACUGACCAGUAUUCUGCCUAAAGUUUGCUUCUGUGACGGUUAUAUUGCCUAGCACACAUGUGGUUGUGAGAAUAGUAUAGCAAAAAGAAAAACCUGGUUAUUGAUGUACUAGAUUUGUGUAUGUCUUUUAAACAGUUCUAGUUUCACCUUACACAAAAUAAUCAGGAAAGUGUAAAAGAAUUCAAAAGUGAAUAAUAAAAAAAUUUUAUCAGUUG